Molecule: messenger RNA, 2274 nt
Organism: Scedosporium apiospermum
Lineage: Eukaryota; Fungi; Ascomycota; Sordariomycetes; Microascales; Microascaceae
Product: Sec34-like family protein
Exons: 5
Coding region: 1-2274 (757 amino acids)
Biological process (GO): autophagy; intra-Golgi vesicle-mediated transport; Golgi organization
Cellular component (GO): cis-Golgi network; membrane; COG complex
Source: RefSeq, a predicted model, not a curated record
AUGUACGAAGAAUCGUCCUGGUACAGUUUCGUCCCCGACCUGACUGGAAAGAAAGCGACAGCAGCAAAUCCCGCCAAAGGACACAAGCGGAAGGAGUCCCUUCUCCAGCAGCCCAAUGGCACCCAUACCGUUGUUCACCAGCCUCCUUCUCUCACCGAUAUCCUAGAGAAAGACGACGAUAGUCCCCCGGAACCGACCGUAGCUCGCCGAGCGAGUUCGUUUUCCAAUCUCAGACAUCUCUCAACUUCCUCGAGCGACGAUGCGCCAACACCGCCUGGAACAAGCCGGGUGAAGACGUCCGGAGAUAGGAAUUGGGAUGCCUUGGAUAUACCGACUUCAAAGCGCCGAGAUGAGCUUGCUAUUCUACCAGUUCUAGACACGAGUACCGACCAAUUACUACAGGAGAGCCGGCGAGGAUAUAGCCUAUACCGUGACCAGUUGUCCCUUGCCGAGAACCAUCUCGACUCCUUGAUUCAGGAUGCCAACAAGAGUCUUGCUUUACUGACAACUUUGUCGACGUCAUUCAAGUCUGUCGAGGCCCAAACGUCGUCCUUCCAGGCUCGCUGCGACACCCUCCUCAAGGACCAGGCCCGGCUAGAGAAACUUGCAAACGAAGUCGGAACGAGUCUAUAUUACUAUGCGUACCUCGAGAAUGUCAGUAGACGACUGAACGCUCCUGGCGCUGGCAGGCUUGCUGAACACCAUGAUCUCGCCGAAGUCUUGGAUGACCUGGAGAGCUGCAUAGACUUUAUGACAAAACACUCUACCUACAGGGAUGCCGAGUCUUACCUGGCGAGGUACCAGUCAUUAUUGACGAAAGCGCUACACCUGCUGGAAGUUGGGUUUUCUAAGCAUUUGGAGACGGUGUCCCAGGAUAUCUCUCGACAGCUUGGAUCCACGCAAUCCGAAUCUACAUUGUACGCCUUGGCAUACGGCAGGUUUGAGGAGAUGAUACUAGAAUCAUAUUCCCUGAUUCCCAAUGUCUGCAAAGUGAUACGCAAAGCGUACGACGAGGAAGGGAAUCCAAGGUCCGGGACAGCAUCGGACAUAUACACCAACACGGCCAACAACAUCUUCCACUCCUACCUCUCGACACGCGACCGCGACCUCCGACUGUCAGUCCAGCGCGAGAUCGAAGCCUUCGAAAAGGAAGCCAAAACCCCGGCGCUCGAAAGCGCAUGCCGCACCUUCACUAAGCAGUGCUUCGAGCGGGCCUACAACGAAGGCAACCUAUUCACCAAGAUCUUCUCCAUCACCGCCCUCCCGAGCACUUCCCCCGAGUCCGCAUUCCAGGCCUUGCGGUCCAGUCAACGGUGGCUCAUCACGCCCGCUAACCUGAAGCCCCUCGCGACGAGUCUGCAGACGGCGUUGCAGCCCCCGACCGACCUGACCAAGAUUUGCAAUUUCGUGGGCUGGCUGACCCACGAGUACCUCAUCUCCGAGUACUACGAGGAGGAUGAGUCGCCGUUUACGAGCCAGUGUAGACAAUAUACGGCCUCGUUGCUGUCGGAGCAUCUUUGGGCGUUUACGGAUAAUGCUUUCGAGGCGGAGACGACCAAGUCUAUAGCGAGGGCGGAGAUAUCGGUGGAGUCUGCGGGUGUUCAUCCGGUUCUCAAGCGAGCUAUUGAGCUUCUUGCCAUGUUUGACCAAUGCAUGCCAAAGGAGCGUUGUCAACAAGACAGCCCCGUCGUCUUCAGAAUCGUUCGCGAAACAAUCCACAUCCUCCAACGCGUCGAAUCCAAAAUUAAAUCCACCAAAUCAUCCCCCAUCGACCCGGACCUAUUCACUAUCAAAAACCUCCUUGUGCUCAAAAACGAGCUCGUCUCCCUCGAAAUCGGCGACAUCCGCAGCCAAGCCUCCUCCUCGAUGCAGCACUUCACCCGCAUCUGGGAAACCAUGUCCCCCGGCAACUGGCUCGGCUUCUUCACCAACAUCGUCGGCGGCACCCUCUGGUCCCCCGCGCGCUCCCCUGCGCCCGCCGUGACGGCCAAGACGCUCACGGUGGAGGACAUGAGCGAGCAGCUCGAUGAAUUGCUGAGGCAGUCGAUUUAUGCGUUUACGAGGCGGUGGGCGGCGCAGAUGAAUGAUGCGUCAUCGGGGGGUAGGGCGGGCGGGCGGUCGUUGGGGAAGAUCCAGACGGAGUUGGGGCAGAAGUUGAGGGAGGUUUUUAGUGAGCAGCCGGAGGUUGUGGGGAAGUUGAUGGAGGCUAUCGAGAUUAAUGCGCAGGCGCUCAAGGAUGCGGAGGCGGAGAAGAAGGGGAUUAGGAGGUAUUGA